AUGCCGACCACAUGGUGCUGCUGGGCGCUCCUGCUGUCAAUCAUCUCUCCGGUGCUCGGAGCUGACUUGAGAUCAGCAAAUGGCGACAAGUCCAAAAUCAAGUCCUACUGGUCUGCCAGCAGCAAGGCAGCUCAGACUCUGUCAGUCAGCCGCCUUCUGGCCCACACGCUGGACGGCAAGGACAACUUCACCUCGGUGGAACUGGACUUCCACAUGGAGGAAGACUUGGAAUCAGACUCCAAGCGGUGGACCUGGCUCUACAACUCGUCCACAUCUUCGGCCACGGGGGGGCGCUCCCGGGCCAAGAGGAGGCCCAUCGUGAAGACGGGCAAGUUCAAGAAGAUGUUCGGCUGGGGAGACUUCCACUCCAACAUCAAGACGGUCAAGCUCAACCUGCUCAUCACCGGCAAGAUCGUAGACCACGGCAACGGUACCUUCAGCGUCUACUUCCGACACAACUCCACCGGGCAGGGUAACGUGUCGGUGGGACUCGUACCGCCCACCAAGGCCGUGGAGUUCCAGGUCCACCAUCACCAGCAGCAGAACCACCACCAGCACGAGCUCCGGGUCCAGCAGCAGACGGCAGUUGAGAGCAAGGAGAGCAAGCUGUUCAACUGCCGGGUGGAGUACGAGAAGGUUGAACGCGGCACCCGGAACUCGCUGUGCGCCCACGACCCGUCGCAGAGUUGCCCUCAGGACCAGACCCAGAGCCACGUGUCCUGGUUGUGCUCCAAGCCCUUCAAAGUCAUCUGCAUCUUCAUCACCUUCCACAGCACCGACUACAAGCUGGUGCAGAAGGUAUGUCCCGACUACAACUACCACAGCGACACGCCCUACACGCCCACCGGUUGACUGGGACGAAGGAGGAAGAAAAAGCGGACUCAUCCCGGUCCUCAGCCUGGAGGCUGGUGACGGUGCAUUCAGGGAAGCUUGGUCAACUCCCUCAAAGUGAAUCAUGUAAAUAUGCAGAUGCCACUCAGACAGCGUUCAUCUUUCGUUUUGUUCGUCAUCGGGGGCUUUUUCCGGCUCA
This is a messenger RNA of Phycodurus eques (leafy seadragon), 1030 nucleotides long. Its product is annotated as neurexophilin-1. Gene Ontology annotation, molecular function: signaling receptor binding. Bases 1 to 852 code for a protein of 283 amino acids. NCBI's taxonomy places the organism in Eukaryota, Metazoa, Chordata, Actinopteri, Syngnathiformes, Syngnathidae. The record is from RefSeq and is a predicted model, not a curated record. The transcript has 3 exons.